AAGAUCGUUUAUUCCUUCAUUCCCAGGGAAGACAAAACUUUGUCCAUAGACUCCUGGAAGGAAUUGGAAGAUUGAAAGCCGUGACAUUGAAACAACAGUUUCAGGAAAUAAAAUCAUUUCCUUUUGAACGCCAUUCUCAUUUUUUUUUGAGCAAACAUCCCUUUUAAAAAGCCACGUGGACAUUCCAAUAUGUUUCGCAUCAGAACACCGUUGUGGGCGUUAAACAGUUAAGCGACCAACCUCGGCAGAUGCUCAAAAGAGUUCCUUAAGGAGAGGGAGAGAAAAAAAAACACGAUUUGGAGAAUUCAAAAUAGCCUCGUCAGUCUUUGGGGUUUGCAAAAUUGUUAAUGGACUCCCAUGCAGAACUGGGGAUGGAUGUGCAAAGUUUGGUGCGGCGUUUUUACGCCCUGCAGACCGAGCGGGUGGAAGCUUACCACCUCUUGGAGGAGGGUCACCAGGCCUACCUCCGAAGCGGCCCCAAUUACGACUUCCUCCGCUAUCGCCAGCUGGUGCACGAGAUCACCCUGGCGUUCAACGGCAUUUCCCAGGAGAUCUUGCAGAUCAAGGGGAAUCUGGAGGGGGUCCACGGCCGGAGAGACCUCGUGGAGCACCUGGGCAGGAUUCAGGAGAAGGAGCAGGAGAAACUCGAACUGACAGCACAACUGCAGCUUGCUAAACAAAACGUCCAGGAUCAGCCCGGGGUGGAAGCCCACACACAGGAGGUGCAAGAAUUGAAGCACAAGCUAAUUCAAACCAUCGAAGCAAUCAGCGAAAUUCUUCAGGAUUUCAAGUACGAUUCGGAAGAAAGCAGUUGACAGGCCGUCCCGUGGGAGAAGGAUGAAGAAAGGCCGGGGAUGGAUGGAGAAGGGGGAGAGCCAGGGACGUAAGAGCUCCCCCCACCCCGGGCUAAAGUUGGUCCUCGUUCGCAUGCAGCUCGCCCACCCCGGCUUUCUUCUUUCAUCAUGCCAGGCCGAUGCCCGCAGGCGAGAUGGUGCAAGAGGCGCAUGGCUCGAUGCUUCUUGGCCACCUGCCCAACGGAGCCAGUUCUCAGGAUGGUUUCUUGGCACUUGGUCUCAAUUGCCUUUAUAGGACGAGGAGUGGGGGAAAAUAGCUUGUUUAUGUUCUGAAAUAAAGUGGUUUGGGUUUUUUUUAAUCCCUUCAAUUAAAGAAAACAGACUCCUUUU
This is a messenger RNA of Pantherophis guttatus, 1184 nucleotides long. RefSeq names its product required for excision 1-B domain containing (gene REX1BD). The record is from RefSeq and is a predicted model, not a curated record. NCBI's taxonomy places the organism in Eukaryota, Metazoa, Chordata, Lepidosauria, Squamata, Colubridae.